ACAGAUUACCUCCUAUGUACAUAGUCAAUUUAUGGUCACCAUAUUAUACAUUCAGUUCGCAAUGGCGGGUAGAGUUGUGUUGCUGGUUGUACUUACUGGCUACGUUUUAGAAUGUAUGGCAGAUGGGACCCGUCCUAUGGUCCAAGCUAAGUUUGGUAAUGUUCUUGGUAGAUCGGUAACCAUCGGACCUGACGAUUACUUUAAAGAAGAGAAGACCGUGGAUGUCUACCGUAGCAUUCCGUAUGCUGAGCCACCUGUUGGUCCACUUCGCUUCAUGUCGCCUGUAGCGAAAUCGUGGGACGAGAAUAGUGUGUUCGACGCUACCGGUCAACAGCAUGGAUGCUUGCAAGCUAAAUUUGAUAUUUUACCAAUCUUCGAAGACUUCAGCGAAGAUUGUCUACAGUUGGACGUGUACACACCAAAUCCAAGGCCAGUUAAGGCUCCCGUGAUGGUCUUCAUACACGGUGGUGGGUUUGCAAUUGGUAUUGGAACAUCUGGUAACUUGACGCAGGUACCAAUGGUAGCCGUCGGUGACGUCAUAGUUGUUAACAUUAAUUACCGGUUGAACGUCUUCGGCUUUUUCUCUACAGGUGAUGACGUUGUUUCCGGUAACAUGGGGUUAAAGGAUCAAACAUUAGCUCUGCAAUGGGUUCAUGAUAACAUAGCCGAAUUUGGAGGGGACCCAGAAAUGGUUACGAUCUAUGGCGAAAGUGCCGGAUCCAUGUCAGUCACAUACCAUACCGUAUCUCCGAUGAGUAAAGGUCUAUUUCAUCGCGCCAUUAUGCAGAGUGGGACAAUUAUUCCAUCUUUCCACAAUGGAGAGGACACUAAAGAUUUACAGCGUUCCAGGGCAUUUGCGUUUGGCAGAACUCUGGGAUGUAACCAGACAAAUACCAAAGAACUAGUGAAAUGUCUUCAAUCUAUCGACAGCGAAACUCUGUUUGCCAAUUAUUCAGUUAAUACAGCGAUUGAGAAUGGGGAAAGCCCUCUCACAAAUGCAUUUUCCCCAAACUCUGAUGGCCAGUUCAUGCUAGAUGAUCCAAGUGUUCUUCUCGACGACGCGGACGCAAUUAACGACGUGGACGUCAUGUUGGGAAGUCUCGCCGAUGAAGGCUCAUUGUUCGUCAAAUUCUUUAAACAAGGUGAUAUAUUCAAUCGCACCCAUAUGGAAAUGUGGGCCAGUACAAUGCUGUUUUUGCAACUCAAAACCGAACUAGCAAGGGAAACUACCAUUUUAUUUUAUCUAACUGAUGAGCAGAUAACACACCCAGAAUCCGACCAUACGAACAGUACCAAUCAACUGAUAGGUGAUAUGUUUUUCGUGUGCCCAACGACGAAGACGGCACAACAACUUACCGAUGCGGGGAAAAACGUGUUUCUGUAUCACAUGACUCACGUACCUUCACGUUCUUUUUGGAAUAUGACAGGACUUGGAGCCGCUCAUGGCGACGAUUUAAUAUACGUAUUUGGGAUGCACUACAAUGAAGAACUUAAAGGCAUACUUUACGGGCUACUCCCCGACGAGGAAAUUCGAUUAACCCAUGCCAUGUUAUCGUAUUGGACAAAUUUUGCCAAGACAGGAGAUCCCAAUAACUCUGGCGGUGACAGUGAUUUUGUCUCAUCCUAUCCAGAGUGGCCAAAGUUUUCUCUUUCUGACCACGAAUAUAAGGAGAUUUCAACGAGCAUGCGCAAUGGCAACUUCUUGAAGCCGAAGGAGUGUAGCUUCUUUAAUGAUAUUUUUCCAAAAAUAGUAGAAGUUGAAGAAAAGUUGAAGAAGUUUGAGUCAGAAGAAAAUCAUGAAAAGACGAAAUACACAUGUCAAUCUGAUACAUGUGACGUCAUGUCACAGUUAACCUCCUAUGUACAUAGUCAAUUUAAGGUCACCAUAUUAUACAUUCAGUUCGCAAUGGCGGGUAGAGUUGUGUUGCUAGUUGUACUUAUUGUCUGUGUUUUAGAAUGUAUGGCAAAUGAGACCCGACCUAUGGUCCAAGCUAAGUUUGGUAAUGUUCUUGGUAGAUCGGUAACCAUCGGACCUGACGAUUACUUUAAAGAAGAGAAGACCGUAGAUGUGUACCGUAGCAUUCCGUACGCUGAGCCGCCUGUUGGUCCACUUCGCUUCAUGUCGCCUGUAGCGAAAUCGUGGGACGAGAAUAGUGUGUUCGACGCUACCGGUCAACAGCAUGGAUGCUUGCAAGCUAAAUUUGAUAUGGUACCAAUCUUCGAAGACCUGAGCGAAGAUUGUCUCCAGUUGGACGUGUACACACCAAAUCCAAGGCCAGUGAAGGCUCCCGUGAUGGUCUUCAUACACGGUGGUGGGUUUGUAAUUGGUAUUGGAACAUCUGGUAACUUGACGCAAGUACCAAUGGUAGCCGUCGGUGAUGUCAUAGUUGUUAACAUUAAUUACCGGUUGAACGUCUUCGGCUUUUUCUCUACAGGUGAUGACGUUGUUUCCGGUAACAUGGGAUUUAAGGAUCAAACAUUAGCCCUGCAAUGGGUCCAUGAUAACAUAGCCGAAUUUGGAGGGGACCCAGAAAUGGUUACGAUCUAUGGCGAAAGUGCCGGAUCCGUGUCAGUUACAUACCAUACCGUAUCUCCGAUGAGUAAAGGCCUAUUUCAUCGCGCCAUUAUGCAGAGUGGGACGUCAAGUAUUCCAUCUUUCCACAAUGGAGAGGACACUAAGGAUUUACAGCGUUCCAGGGCAUUUGCGUUUGGCAGAACUCUGGGAUGUAACCAGACAAAUACCAAAGAACUAGUGAAAUGUCUUCAAUCUAUCGACAGCGAAACUCUGUUUGCCAAUUAUUCAGUUAAUACAGCGAUUGAGAAUGGGGAAAGCCCAAUCACAAAUGUAUUUUCCCCCAACUCUGAUGGCCAGUUCAUGCUAGAUGAUCCAAGUGUUCUUCUCGACGACGCGGACGCAAUUAACGUCGUGGACGUCAUGUUGGGAAGUCUCGCCGAUGAAGGCUCAUUUUUCGUCAGAUUCAUAAAACAAGGUGAUAUAUUCAAUCGCACCCAUAUGGAAAUGUGGACCAGUACAAUGUUGUUGCAAUUCAAAACCGAACUAGCAAGGGAAACUACCAUUUUAUUUUAUCUCACUGAUGAGCAGAUAACACACCCAGAAUCCGACCAUACGAACAGUGCCAAUCAACUGAUGGGCGAUAUGUUUUUCGUGUGUCCAACGAUGAAGACAGCACAACAACUCGCCGAUGCAAGGAAAAACGUGUUUCUGUAUCACAUGACUCACGUACCUUCACGAUCUGUGUGGAAUAUGACAGGACUUGGAGCCGCUCAUGGCGUCGAUUUAAUAUAUGUAUUUGGGAUGCACUACAAUGAAGAACUUAAAGACAUAAUUUACGGGCUACUCCCCGACGAGGAAAUUCGAUUAACCCAUGCCAUGUUAUCCUAUUGGACAAAUUUUGCCAAGACAGGAGAUCCCAAUAACUCUGGCGGUGACAGUGAUUUUGUCUCAUCCUAUCCAGAGUGGCCAAAGUUUUCUCUUUCUGACCACGAAUAUAAGGAGAUUUCAACGAGCAUGCGCAAUGGCAACUUCUUGAAGCCGAAGGAGUGUAGCUUCUUUAAUGAUAUUUUUCCAAAAAUGGUAGAAGUUGAAGAAAAGUUGAAGAAGUUUGAGUCAGGAGAAAAUCAUGAAAAGACGAAAUACACAUGUCAAUCUGAUACAUGUGACGGUGAAGAUCCAUAAACGAUGACGCCUGCAAAUAUCGUAUAAGCCAUCACAGGUAAUACUUCAACAUUCUGGUUGUUCGUUAAUUGUCUGAAGAAAUUUAGCUGUGAUGAGAUUUAUUCCACCUUGCUCAGAAUAUU
Messenger RNA from Anneissia japonica, 3819 nucleotides. RefSeq lists its product as uncharacterized. Lineage: Eukaryota; Metazoa; Echinodermata; Crinoidea; Comatulida; Comatulidae. The record is from RefSeq and is a predicted model, not a curated record. The transcript has 17 exons. Gene Ontology annotation, molecular function: acetylcholinesterase activity. Gene Ontology annotation, cellular component: plasma membrane. Gene Ontology annotation, biological process: choline metabolic process; acetylcholine catabolic process. The coding region runs from base 32 to 3697 and encodes 1221 amino acids.